CCUUGAGGGUAGUUGUAAAAAGUGAUCAAAGAAAUAAUUUUACAACAGAAAUAAAAAAUUUAGCUUCCAACACAGAUAUAAAGACAACAUUAAAAGGUUUAUACCCAUUUAUCGAUGAUUUUGGUCUGCUUCGCGUGGGUGGCAGGCUCAGUGAAGCAAAUAUUCCUUACGACCAAAAGCAUCCUAUCAUAUUAGCUAAAAAUAGCAAAAUUACAGAAUUAAUAAUAAACAAAGAACAUAUUAGGCUUGGUCACGCUGGGCAAAAACAAAUAUUGAGUAGUUUGAACUCUAAGUUUUGGUUAAUUAAUGGAAACCGUGAAAUAAAAAAGCACAUUCAUGCUUGUGUUGUAUGUUUUAAAUUGAAAGCCAAAAUGGCCGAACAGCUAAUGGGAUCUCUUCCCCAAGAUCGGGUCAAUGCUAAUCGAGUAUUUUCUAUAACAGGUAUUGAUUUGUGUGGUCCCUUUAGUAUCAAACAGUCAAGAAUUCGUAAAGCCAUUGAAACAAAGGCGUAUAUCGUUGUUUUUGUAUGUUUUGCUGUUAAAGCAAUUCAUUUAGAAGUUUUGUCGGAUAUGACUACGCAAAAUUUUUUGGCAGGAUUGAAGAGAUUUAUCUCACGUCGAGGAAAGCCUUCCAAAAUUUAUUGUGACAAUGGAGGUACGUUCGUGGGAUCGAAUCUUGAAUUAAACAAGUUGUACGAUAGGGCUAAAUCUCACGGUAAUCAAAUUAUAGAUUAUGCUGCAAACGAAGGUAUAGAAUUUAAGUUUAUCCCAAGCUAUUCACCCGUGUUUGGAGGACUUUGGGAAGCAGGGGUAAAAAGUACCAAAUUUCAUCUAAAAAGAAUUGCUGGAAAGGCUUUAUUAACGUAUGAGCAGUUAAAUACGAUAGUUGUGGAAAUAGAAGGUAUACUCAAUUCUAGACCGAUAACCCAAAUUACAAAUGAUCCUUCAGAUUUAUCUUAUUUAACACCAGCCCAUUUCUUAAUUGGGGUACCCAUUACAAGUUAUCCCCAACCUGACUUGACAUUAAUUCCCGAAAAUAGAGUAAAUUAUUGGCAAAGGUGCAUAAAAAUGCAACAACAGUUUUGGGAGAAGUGGCACAAAAGUUAUUUAACUAUGCUACAAAAUAGACCUAAAUGGCAACAAAAUCGUCCAAAUCUUCAAGAAAACAUGUUAGUUGUUCUUAAGGAAGAUAAUAUCCCGCCGUUAUAUUGGCCGAUGGGAAGAAUUACGAAAAUAAUUUAUGGCAAAGAUCAAAAGGUUAGGGUUGUAGAAGUAAAAACCCAAAAGGGCACUUACCUUAGGACUCUGAGUAAGGUAGCUGUUUUACCGAUUAAUAAUUUGUAAUUAUAGAAUAAGGAUAACGAUAUGAAUAAUUAAAAGAUUACUUAAGAUUCUGAUUAAGGUACCUAGAUGUUUUACCGAUCAAUAAUAUGUAAUUAGCAUUAAGAAAAUUAAUAUGCCCAAUUAGUGUUGCCAACCUCAGACGUUAAGAAAAUGAGUAACCGGGCUUAAUCUAUGCGCGUGUGCUUUUUGUGACUUAGUAUGCGUGUUAACAGGCUCGAGAUUCGUGCUACAAGGUUUAUCUGUGUGGCAUACUCGUAUUUAUAAGAUCUGUUUUUAUUCGUUAGUAUGGUGCAUCAGUAAUAGCCGUUUAUUUGUCAUAAUUGUAGCUUUUCAAUCUUAGAAAAUGUACUUACCUAAACAUUUUAUAUUAUAAAUACCUACUUACAGCCUUAAAAUUAACCCUGUUAGUGGUAAGUCGUUAGUCUUUAGGUAACAGUUACGACAACAUGUCAAUGUUUUGGUGGCCCCAGCAUGUUAGGGACAAAACCCCACCAUACUAAUUAUAAUGCGAAUAGAGGGUAGGUCUUGAGACAGUUCGACAGAACAUGUGUGACAAGUGUCCGUUCACGACACACAUGGGUG
Molecule: messenger RNA, 1925 nt
Organism: Photinus pyralis (common eastern firefly)
Lineage: Eukaryota; Metazoa; Arthropoda; Insecta; Coleoptera; Lampyridae
Exons: 2
Coding region: 372-1343 (323 amino acids)
Biological process (GO): DNA integration
Molecular function (GO): nucleic acid binding
Source: RefSeq, a predicted model, not a curated record